Messenger RNA from Vigna radiata var. radiata (mung bean), 1722 nucleotides. RefSeq lists its product as uncharacterized. The transcript is spliced from 2 exons. The record is from RefSeq and is a predicted model, not a curated record. The coding region runs from base 1 to 1722 and encodes 573 amino acids. NCBI's taxonomy places the organism in Eukaryota, Viridiplantae, Streptophyta, Magnoliopsida, Fabales, Fabaceae.
AUGAGGGCAGAGAUAGCAGCUCUGCGGGCGGAGCGAGAGAACGUGGUGGUAGGAGCUUCGGUGCAGUCGGUGAAUGUACAAACGAUCCACUCUGGAGAUGAGGAGGUCAAUCGGCGGCCUUCAGUGGAGGAGGUGGGAGAAGCUGUUGGAGGAGCAAUUAUAGGAGGAGGACGAGGAAGAGGGACUGGCUGGGGGGAGGUGCCAGCGGGGAGAGGGGCCGGUCAGGGGAAUGGGCCGAACGGGAGGGGAGUCGGUAUAGGAGAGGGGUUGAACGGGGAGGGAGGGGGAGAGACGGUCAAGGAAGGGGAAGGGGCAGAGGAUGAGGCCUUGGAUUGGUUUCACUCACUGCCUCCUCGCAGCAUUGACGGGUUCGUUACCCUGAGGCAGUUGUUUAGCCAGCAGUAUGCUUCAAACCGUUCGCGAGGUUUGACUUAUACGGCCCUUGUCAGGAUGAAACAAGGGCGGGAAGAAUCAUUGAAGGGGUUUAUGGAGCGCUUCAACCGAACCGCUCGGCAGGUGCGGAACGUAGACCAACGGUUGAUAGUAAGCGCACUCACAACAGCGCUUAGACCUGGCCCUUUCGUAGAUUAUCUGUACGAGGAAGAACCCCAAUCUAUGGGUGAGCUGCAGAAUAAGCUGGCCGGGUUUAUACGAAUAGAGGAGGGGAGGUCAUAUCGCAACGAUCAGGGGGAGGAAGGAACAACGAGGGAGAAGUCGGGGCGGGACCGGAGAGGAGAAAAACGGCCGGUCAGUGGGGAGCAUAGGAUGACGGUGAAGCGGGGGGCGGAAAUACAAAGAGCGCAGCAGUAUUUCCAUCACACUCCGUUGAGUGCCCCGAGGGUGAGAGUCUUGGAAGAAGCCUUAAGGGCUAACCUGUUGACGGUGGCACGAUCCCCGACCCCUCGGGGAGCGGACGAGAGUAAGCAUUGCCGUUAUCAUCAAAACAUGGGACAUUCCACAGAGGAUUGUGUAGCGUUGAGGGACAAGUUAGAGAGUCUGGUACAGGCUGGCCAUCUGAGGGAAUUUGUCCGAAGGGAGAAUCCUAACCCGAGAGGGGCCACGGGAAGACACAGGGGUCAAUUACCGGUCGGUCAGAGGCCUCAGCCGACCACCGAACGGACGGAGGGCGAGGGAAGUGGAGGUAGGCCUCUGAGGGGAGUAAUAAACACCAUUUCGGGCGGAUUUGCUGGAGGAGGGGCGUCCUCGGCCGCCCGGAAGCGACAUUUGAGAAACUUGCAUAGCGUGAACAAGGUGGGGAUCGGCAGAAGAACCAUGCCGUCCAUAACAUUCUCGGAUGAGGAUUUCCAUGCGCCGGACCCGGACCAAGAUGACCCCAUGGUCAUAACAGCCAUCAUCGCUCGGUACAGUGUAGGAAAAGUGUUGGUCGAUCAGGGGAGUUCGGCCAAUAUCCUAUACUGGAAGACCUUCCAGCAGAUGGAAAUACCGGACGAGUCCAUCAUGUCGUUUAACGAGCAGAUCUUGGGAUUCGCAGGAGAACGGGUUGACACAAGGGGGUACGUGGAUCUAAGGGUGAGCUUAGGAACGGAGACGGGGGCGAAAGAGCUAAGAGUGUGUUUCCUCCUGGUAGAGGCGGACACUUCUUACAACGUGUUGUUGGGACGACCAUGUCUCAACGCGUUUGGAGCAAUAGUGUCUACCCCGCACUUAGCAAUGAAGUAUCCGGCAGACGACGGCACAAUCCGGACGGUCCGAGCCGAUUAG